Messenger RNA from Alosa alosa (allis shad), 1182 nucleotides. RefSeq lists its product as uncharacterized. The coding region runs from base 385 to 1182 and encodes 265 amino acids. The record is from RefSeq and is a predicted model, not a curated record. The transcript has 6 exons. NCBI's taxonomy places the organism in Eukaryota, Metazoa, Chordata, Actinopteri, Clupeiformes, Clupeidae.
UUGAAGCUGUCGCAACAGUUUUCUUGGCUUUUUCAUAGAUUGUAAAACUGAAACAGUAGUUACAACGCACUGCCUGUCAUCUAGCCUAUCUGGAAUUCAACCACUGUUUUCAAUAAUGUGUGUGUUAUAGACCAGCUCCAAGAUUAUUCAUUCAAUGCGCCCAGAAUAAUUAAUACUAAAGGCGACUCAAUACAUACAACUAUUUUUCUUUAUGGAAGGUGCCUUAUGCAGUUAAGUUACAGGUAGACAAUUAAUCAGCUCACCCCGAUUGCAGCUCUCUCUCUCACACACACACACACACACACUUAUCUAUGCAGCUCUUUUCCUGGGAGUACAGUCAUCACUAGAGAACCUCAGUACAUUGAUCCUGCACUAGUCUCCGGAAUGGUGGUGUCCCCACCCAGGCCACUAAAGCCUUCAGUUGAUGGUGUGCCUGUUAAAGAUAAGAGUAUAGAUGAGAGGGCAGGUCCCUCGCAUGCCCAGCCUCCUCUUCACAGCCAGCUAAACAUGACGGCCAUCAGAGAGCAGACAGUGUCACGUCUCCAAGCCCAGAAGAACAAACAUGUAAAAGAUUUGUCACUGAAAAAGGAUCAACUUCAGAAGCUCCUCCAGAAGUUGGACAGCCCAGGUAGCCAUGAGUGUGGAUCAAAGUGGCACAACGCAGAGGUUCUCGGUGAGUUAAGUAUGGUGACAUCGUCUCCUGAAGACAUAAAGAGAGAGAGGACACAUGAGAGGAGUUUCUGCACCAUGAAGAAUAAUGUGUCAUCACCUAAAGAGGAAAGUGAAGACUGUUUGAAACAAACUCAGAAAAGAUCACAUCUGGCAGUUAAGCUCUUCAGCCGAACAUUUUUCCAAACCCUCAGUUUCCCACUCAGUCUGGCCUCUGUUGUUGUCAUUGAGCUUGUGACCUUUAUUACUGGCAUAGUGAAGGUCUUGAUCAUGGGACUGGUGGAGGUGGUGGGAGAAGAUGUCAUAACUCCUCUCUUUGGUGCCAUGUUCAAUAUCAUCUGUGAGCCAGUGAUCAGAUUUCUUCGUAGCAUAUCGAUGGGGAUCAGAGAUGUACUUCGCCCACUUCUGGCUCUUGUGAUGGAAUUUGUUCAGCACAUAGCGCUGAUCAUUCAAGCUUUCAGACUCGUGGAAAUCAACAGGUUUGAUUUACCACAGCAAUCAAUGGAUCUUUGA